AAAACGUCGAGCUACGCCACUAGAUACAGUAAAUAAUCUUUCUUCGAGCAGAAAGUACGGAAAUUCGGGUUCAUCGGGAUAGCGAGAGCAGUGACAAUAAAGCGGAAGCUGGUAAAGUUCGUCUGCUAACCAGCUGACGGAUUUCGACUUAAUCUCCGAGGUCUUCUUAUCGCUCAAUAUCAAUUCAACGCCCUUUCACUCGUCCACGAGCAAUCCACGGUGGCUCGGUAGUCAUUCGUCGUUUGUUAUUGCAGUGACAAGUCUCGCUCGGUCUGACAACUGUAGAGUGUACAUAAGUACAAAAGACAGCAGGCAUGGUCGAAUUCGAAGGUAGUCUGACGGCUGACGCUGUCAUUUCAUGACGUGGAUAGGGGUAGGCGCGUGUGUACAAGUGAAACAUUAAUGUAGAAUUGGAACGGUAACAAGCAUUUGACGAUUGGGGAAAUUUUUUACGGGUCUUAGUUUUGUCCGAGCAUCGUUUAUUUUUUUAUUUCUUUUUUUUCCUUUUUUUUAUACUUGUGUUUAAAAAACAAAGAAACUACAUAUCGCUACUCGAAAUUACGUAAGUUUUAAUUGGUUCUCCGGUUAAGGAAUAUUAUCUCAGAUUAUACCGUCGCAAGCACGCGAUGUCAUAUUCAAUCAACAGGCGUCCCUUGCUGGCGGGAGUUAGCGAUAGCGAAUUCGAAGAUGAUUUGACCGAAGUUGACGACCCUAGUGUCGUCAUAAGGGAUGAAAAACCGCUUUUGAAGCCACAUGAACCUUUGGACAAAUACAAGUUGGCGUAUAUAAUUUUUUACUUCCUCGGAAUGAACACACUGAUACCGUGGAGUUUUUUCGUCACUGCUAAUGAUUACUGGAUGUACAAGUUCAGAGAAAUCCAUGUAAACAAUACUGGGAGGCAUAAUUACACUCACACCGAAAAUUUAGAGAAGAGAAAUGAUCUCCAGGCGAGUUUCACAUCCUAUCUCAGCGUGGCUAGCGCGAUACCAAAUACGCUUUUCCUGGUGGUCAACACGUUCAUAAGCAAAAAAAUGUCUCUGAGGAUGCGGAUGGUCGGUUCUCAGUUCAUAGUGUUCCUGUUGUUUCUCAUAACAACGGCACUUAUCAAGGUCAACACAGAUGAAUGGCAGAAUUUAUUCUUCAUAAUCACGUUAACAACCGUUGCAGCUAUCAAUGCUUCCUGCGCUAUUUUUGGAGGAAGUUUAAUGGGGAUAGCAGGGCGAUUUUCGUCUGGCUACAUAACGGCGAUGAUGGGUGGCCAAGCUUUAGGCGGAAUUUUCACAGCUCUCGCCGAAAUCGGUUCCCUCUGGAUAGGCGCCAGUCCCGUUCUCUCGGGUCUGGUGUACUUCAUCAUAGGAGAUGCGAUGCUGUUUCUCUCCUUAGUUGCUUACAUGAUCCUUGAGAAAGCAGUGUUUUUCAAGUACCACAUGCUUAAAGAACCUUCAGAGUCGUUAAUCGCAUCUGACAGAGAUAACCAUAUUGGUGGUGGAAAUUCCCAGGAUGUCGGUUAUGACGAGGGAGCGAUAUCUUACUUCAAGAUUUUCAAAAAGAUCUGGCAUUACGGUCUAAGCGAAGCGAUUACAUUCUUAGUUACCAUAUCUGUUUAUCCUGCAGUUACUGUACUCGUAGACAGUCAAAAUAAAGGACAAGGUCAUGCAUGGAAUGAUAUAUACUUCAUCCCGGUAGUUGCCUACCUUUUAUUCAGUAUAGGCGACUACGCAGGGAGAAUAUUGGCAGGAAUUUUAGAAUGGCCAAAGAACAAGCCAUGGGUAGUGAUUUUCCUGAGCAUCAUACGAGCUCUUUUCGUACCAGCGAUUAUGGUGUGCAAUGCACAUCCCAGACAUCAUCUUCCCGUUUACAUAACUGACGACAUCGAUUACAUCCUGAUAACCAUGUGCUUUGCCUUCACCAACGGUUACCUUUGCAACAUUGUUCUGAUAUUAACCCCGCUCGUCGUCGAACCCGAGGAAAAAGAAGUUGCCUCUGCAAUGAUGGGUGCCUUUUUGGGCGCAGGGUUAACAAUAGGUUCAGUUGUUAGCCUGGGGAUGGUGAAAUUACUGUGAUUAAUUUUUUUAAGAACACUGCUGUA
Molecule: messenger RNA, 2089 nt
Organism: Neodiprion fabricii
Lineage: Eukaryota; Metazoa; Arthropoda; Insecta; Hymenoptera; Diprionidae
Gene: Ent1
Product: equilibrative nucleoside transporter 1
Exons: 11
Coding region: 627-2063 (478 amino acids)
Biological process (GO): nucleoside transmembrane transport
Cellular component (GO): plasma membrane
Molecular function (GO): nucleoside transmembrane transporter activity
Source: RefSeq, a predicted model, not a curated record